This is a messenger RNA of Chelonia mydas (Green sea turtle), 9702 nucleotides long. It is a transcript of the gene BRINP2, whose product is annotated as BMP/retinoic acid inducible neural specific 2. The record is from RefSeq and is a predicted model, not a curated record. Gene Ontology annotation, biological process: negative regulation of mitotic cell cycle; positive regulation of neuron differentiation. The coding region runs from base 828 to 3152 and encodes 774 amino acids. Lineage: Eukaryota; Metazoa; Chordata; Testudines; Cheloniidae. The transcript has 8 exons.
UUAUCUCGCGGCCCCUCCAGCGCCGGAGCAGCGCGCAGGUGACAGUGGCGAGGUGGGCGCCAGCAGGGGCCAGCAGCAGCAGCGCCGGGCUGCGCUCGCCCGCGCACGGUGCACGCAGUCCCGGAAGAGGCGCCGCCUGCAGCAGCCCCCGGCCCGGCGGAUCUGCCCCCGCCCAAGAGAGGCCAGCAUGGCACGUGGCGAGCGCCACCCUGGCAGUGCCCGCUAGAGCUGGAGCCUGGAGUUCGCCCGUGGGCAGCGGCGUGGGACCCGGCUCUCCCCAGGACAAGGGCUGGUGCAUCAGCCAUGGUGGGGACUGAGCCUCUGGACGGGCAGAGCAGGAGAACCGCGCAGCAGCGAGGGCCGGGAAGGGUGCGAUAAGGGGGAGUCUCCCCGCCCUGCCGGGCCCCCGAAAUACGAGCGAGCAAGACUUUUUGGAAAGUUGCCACCGAGGAUGGUGGGCAACCUCCUCCCCGAAGGGCAGGCUCCUGCCAGGAGCCCAGGGAGCGCUCUGGGGGCGCUGGUAACGGAGGAUCUUUGCCUGGACAGCUCUGAAAACUCCCCCCGGGGGUGCUAAGGCAGUUAGCUGUAGGCCAGCCCGGCUGGCAGGGCUUCGGGACAGCGCCGCGGGGCUUUCCGGCACCGGAUCCUAGCGGAGUGCUCGCACCGGAGUUACCACUCCGGUUUCACUAACUCCGGCUUCGCAGCGGCUGGCGUCCCUGGUUGCCUUCUUGACCCACAUUCCUAUUGCCUGGGCGCUGGAGGCCCUGAGGAGCACCGAGGGGGAGAGAGUGGCGAGAGAAUGAAGAAGCCAACCGCGCAGGAGAAGCAUGAGGUGGCAGCAGUUUGAAGGGCUCCGGCUGAUGGUCCCAUGGGCAUCGGCCCUGAGUCUGUGCUGCUGGGGGUUGGUAGCGGCCACCGCUGCCAGCCCGGUGCCUGACCAGCAUGCCGCCUCCUCCUCCCCCGGCCAGGCGCCGCUGGACUGGCUGCUCACCGACCGGGGACCAUUUCGCCGAGCUCAGGAAUACACUGACUUCGCCGAGCGCUACGGGCAGGGUUUCACCACCAGGUACAGGAUCUACAGAGAGUUUGCCCGCUGGAAGGUGAAUAACUUGGCCUUGGAAAGGAAAGAUUUCUUCAGCUUGCCGCUGCCCUUGGCCCCCGAAUUCAUCCGGAAUAUCCGCCUCCUGGGACGAAGGCCCAGCCUGCAACAGAUUACGGAAAACCUGAUUAAAAAAUACGGGACGCACUUCCUGCUCUCCGCCACUCUGGGAGGAGAGGAGUCCCUGACCAUUUUCGUGGACAAGCGCAAGCUGAGCCAGAAGGCAGAAGCGGUCGGGACGGGAGGGGGCGGGAACAGCUCCACCAUCUCCCUGGAGACCCUGCACCAGCUGGCCGCCUCGUACUUCAUUGACCGGGAAAGCACGCUGCGCAGGCUCCACCACAUCCAGAUAGCCACAGCCGCCAUCAAGGUAACUGAAACCCGGACGGGCCCUCUUGGCUGCAGUAACUACGAUAACUUGGAUUCAGUCAGCUCGGUUCUCGUCCAGAGCCCUGAGAACAAAGUACAGCUGCUAGGGCUGCAGGUGCUGCUGCCCAACUACCUGCGGGAAAGCUUUGUGGCGGCCGCGCUCAGCUACAUCACCUGCAGUUCGGAGGGAGAGCUCAUCUGCCGGAAGAAUGACUGCUGGUGCCAAUGCGGGCCUGGCUUCCCGGAUUGCAACUGCCCUGAAGCCGACAUCCAGGCAAUGGAAGACAGUCUGCUGCAGAUCCAGGAUGCCUGGGAUAAUCACAAUAGACAGUUUGAGGAGUCAGAGGAGCUCCAGUCCCUGGUGAAGAGACUCCCGGAGGAUCGCUUCGUGAACAUGACAACAGUCUCCCAGUACUGGGCAAUGGACCUCGACAUGCAGCAUCGCUACCAGCAGCUGAGCACCAGCCUGAAGCUGCUGCUCAAGAAAACCCGUCGAAUCAUCCAGCGUCUCUUCAACCUCUGCAAACGCUGCCACAGGCAGCCUCGCUUCAGACUGCCAAAGGAGAGAUCUUUACCUUACUGGUGGAACCGCAUUCAAUCCUUCCUGUACUGCAGUGAGACCACCCCGCCGGGGACUUUCCUGGAAGACAGCCACAGCUGCACCUGCCCCUCCGACCAAGUCUCCUGCCAGGGGUCCAUACCAUGUGCCUUGGGCGAGGGGCCAGCUUGCGCUGCCUGCGCCGAGGAGAACAGCACCCGCUGUGGGACCUGCAACCCAGGCUACAUGCUCAGCCAGGGCUUGUGCCGUCCGGAGGUGGCAGAGUCCCUGGAGCACUAUCUGGGCCUGGAGAUGGAUCUGCAGGACUUGGAGCUCAAGUACCUCCUCCAGAAACGGGACAGCCGCAUCGAGGUGCACUCCAUCUUCAUUAGCAACGACAUGCGGCUAGGGAGCUGGUUCGAUCCCUCCUGGAGGAAACGCAUGCUGCUGACCCUCAAGAGCAACAAGUACAAGCCAGGGCUGGUCCACAUCAUGAUGGCCCUCUCCCUCCAGAUAUGCCUCACCAAGAACAGCACCCUGGAGCCAGUCAUGGCUGUCUACGUCAACCCGUUCGGGGGCAGCCACUCAGAGAGCUGGUUCAUGCCUGUGAAGGAGGGGGGCUUCCCGGACUGGGAAAGGACUAACGUGGAUGCCUCGGCCCAGUGCCAAAAUUGGACGCUCACCUUAGGAAACAAGUGGAAGACCUUCUUUGAGACGGUCCACGUGUACCUGAGGAGCCGGAUCAAGUCUCUGGAUGACAGCUCCAAUGAGACUAUCUAUUAUGAGCCUCUAGAGAUGGUGGAUCCAUCUAAGAACUUGGGCUACAUGAAAAUCAAUAGCUUGCAAGUCUUUGGCUUCAGCAUGCCGUUUGACCCGGAUGCCAUCCGGGACCUGAUCCUUCAGCUAGAUUACCCAUACACCCAGGGCUCCCAAGACUCGGCCCUGUUACAGCUCAUAGAGAUCAGGGAUCGGGUGAACCGGCUUUCACCGCCCGGCAAAACCCGGCUCGACCUUUUCUCUUGCUUGCUCCGGCACCGACUCAAGCUGGCCAACAACGAAGUGGGAAGGAUCCAAUCCUCCAUGCAGGCCUUCAGUGCUAAAAUGCCAAGCCCCAUGGAGUAUGAGACUGGCAAAUUGUGUAGCUAGCCUUGGGGCACCUGGAAUCUCUGAGGAGGGGCCAAAGAAAAGGGAGGGGGAUAGAGAACCAAGACUUCUGAAGGCCUUACCUUAGUGCCAACCACGUGCUUCCUCGGGACACCACGUGACCAGCCACAGGGAUGGCAGCGUGUGAAGGAUGCAAGGAGAUGCCCAGGCCAUGGCAAGAGACUGCAGGGCAGCAGAUACAAAAUGGUUAGAAAGGGGAGCCAGGCCUAAGGAGAUAGGGUGCUUACCUUGUAAUGGCUUGUACUUCUCCCCCUUCCAAGUCACAAAUGACAAUUGUGACCAGGCAGGAAAAUCAACAGGUUAUUUCACCUGGGAACAGGCCCAUGUGGGGGAGACAGCUGGUGGGAGGUGUCUGCCCUAGGGAGGAGACAUCUGGUAGUACCUCUGCCUGUGAGCCGAGCCAGUGCUCCACACAGAGCUGGGAGGUGAAGGGAUGGGCGGCAAGACCUCAGACACCCAGCAGGCCAGAACUGCUCAGAGCGCUUCACUCCCACCCACCCUGUGGGAAGAGGCCGGCUGCGGCCUUCCUCAGCGCAGGCACUUUUGUAUUCUUUUUAACAGACGUUUCUACCCACAUCCCGGCUUUUCCAUUCUCCGUGUCACUUUCUAAGUCGUCGUAUUCCCUGCCUCUUCCUCCCGCCCCGCCUGCUUUCUGGCGCCAUUCCCUUGAUGGCGGGGGAAGAAGCUGGCCGAUUCCAGCUGGGGGGUCUGUGGGACAGGCAGCCCUGCCUGAGCUCCCUUAUUCCCACAUGGAAGGGGGAGCACUCUGCCCUCCUUCUGCAGCACGGCACCAUCAGUGUACCUCGGUACAUUGAGCCAAGAUGUUCCAUUGUCGACAUGAGCAGCGACUGGGCACCCGGACAGACACACCCAUCGUUACAGUCAGAGGUGGAGCUCUGUGGGUAGCUUCUCCUUUCAGGUUUUUAUUUAAUCAAUUGUUGGGUGUUUUUUUUUUUAAAACGUAUUUAUUUGGGGGGGAGGGGGGAAGAGGAUUCAAUUCCUGUCGAUUUCUCCAGCCGAGUUUCACCUUAGUCAAAUGUAUCUGGUUUAAUAUAUUUUUUAAAAGAUUGCCUUUUGAGCAAAACAAAACGAAGUUGAAAACAACGCGGUCUCGGGCUCUGUCUUUUUGGCUGGAGACACUCUCUGGGUGUGUGUGAAGAGGUGCUCGGUGUAAACGCGGACAGAUACCUAGGAGCAACUGUCAGUAGAUGGGGUGCAGAGGUGGAGACAUCAACGGCCAGGUGCACGUGUGAUUACGUGUGGUGUUAAAUAGGUAUUGAUGGUUCUGAGAUGGCAGGUGUGGCUGUGAAAUCAGAGGGGGUUGGGUUGAAGGUGGGGGGGUGUAAAGAGAUCUGUCCAUGUCCAUCCAUACACAUGUAGCAGAAGUUCCCAAGCUAUUUUUGGCACGGUUGCCAUGGCUCCUUUUCUGUUUUUUCCUCCUCGCUUCGUUUUGCCUUUUGUUUGAAGUCUAUUUAUAACCCUUGUACCUCUGCUCCUAGCCACACAGUUCAGGAACCCCCACUGAUUUGAGCAUUGAUGCUGGUUUCUCAUUGUUAAAGGAAGCCCCUGUCCUCAUGUGCGGUCCCCUGGCUGGUGGCUGCAGCCAAUAGAACUUGUAGCAAGAUGCUGUGGCCUAAUCCUCAGCGUUGGCCAACCUUUGCCGUCCCCUGAAUCUGGGGGCAGCCAGAGCCUAGUUGAGUCCUGGGCGCAAUUGAGAAUGGCCUUCGGGCUGAGGUAAGCAUAAGGGAUGCUGCCGUAUGUGGGGAACACCUGGAGCACACUAUGUUUUCCCCCACGCUGAGGGCUGCGGGAAGGUUGGGUACAGUCAGUUAUGGCAGCUGCACACCACCUGUGGGAUUUCCCCAGAUGGGCUGUCUGAUGCCGCACGGGGGCCCCUUUGCAUCACUGGAGAGGGGCUAGAGCUCUGGAGCAGGGCUUACAAUGUGUGUCCCUGCAAUGUCAGGUCAGGAGUUCUUUAAAUGCUUUGUAAACCCCAUGGAGUCACUGUGGAGAUUUACAGGGAGCCAACAGGGUAAGGUGGGGCGGUUUAAAGGCAGGGGGAGGGGGCUGGUGAAUAGAGACAGCAGCGAGGGAGAGCUGGAGCUAGUUAGCUGGCACCUGCAGGCAGCACAGUCUGGGGGAAAUCUGUACAUGGAGAAUUACAGAAAGGUGAGAAAAGCCAGGCCCACCUUCUCCAUAUCCCCUUCUACAGAGCAGCAACCCAGCCACAGGUAACACUCUGAGGCCUUCGGCUCACAUAUGAGCAACGUGGAUCCAAUUCACCACCUCCCCAGCCUGCUCAAAUCCAGAUGAGGGGAACCUGAGCCCUGUGCUACUGAAAUGUAAUCCGAAGAGGACACACCUGUAUUUCCCUGCUGCUGGCAUGCCAGCCUUUCACAGCAGGCCAUAAAGUCACUGCACAGCUUUCUCUGUGGAUACUGGAAACAGAACAGGGCCUUACAUCUAUUAAAAAUCCCUGAGUGAGGCAGAGAAUUACACACAACCUUUGAGGAGGCAUGGACCUCAAGCAUACCCCCUUGUGGCUGAGUAUGGCCCUGCAGGCCUUCUGCCUCUUGCAAGAAUUACUCCCAGACCAGAAUUCUUAGAUUAAGAUCCUACUGGGGGGGCAGGAGGGCUUUAGACUCUCAAACUCCACCCUGGUUCUAGAAGCCUGGGUGCUAAUCCAAGCAGGCAUCUGCUCCUUUUACUUCAGGAGUCCCGCAGCCUCCCCCAGGCAAUAAUUCUAGCAAGCUUACCCUCCUGGUUUUCAAGAGUCCCUCUUCCUGGUUCCUGUAUAUGCUGGGACUACCUGCCCCUCAGAUCCUUAUUUCUGAGAGUACAGUCCUUCAACUGAGCUCUGGUAGCCUUUUAUCUGUCCAGGUGCUUGUUAGUUCGCUGCCAACCAGCCACCUAAGCAGUUAACUAAUUACAAUGGGGCCAAAAUGGACUCAUUCCCCCAUUAGAAGCCCAUCAUGGAUAGACUGGGUCCUGAUUCCAUGUAAAGCCCCUGCCACUCCCUUUAACAGCUGCUGAAAGGUCCAGAUAUGUCCCAGGUACCUGCCCUCCUGCUAAAUAUUCCAGGUUCUCCCUGUUAGCACACACCUGCUGCAGUAUAUGUUGCAGGCACACCCUGGGGGAACUCACUGACCAUGCUGCUGAGCACUCCAGCAAUGCUUUGGCAGUAUGCACUUCCUGAGUCUUCUAAGUACUUCCCAGGAGAACUCACCUGCCCUGCAAUUAAACACAGCACUCGGUCCAAAUGGCACUUGCUUGGUAGGCCUGGGGAAAACAUUGUUUCUUUGUGGCUGAGCAUUCCUGGUGCAGCCUGAUGGAACACACCUGCUCUGUGUUCCAGGUACAACCCAGCAGCAUACAGCCUGCUGGGUACUGAAUGUGCCUGUUACAGCCUGGUUGAAUGCACCUGCCAUGCUGCUGCAUGUGCCAGUCAGCCCCGCUCCGUAACACACCUGCCUGGCUGCUGCAGGGGCUAGACAGACCCUGGUGUAACCCACCUGCCAUGUGGUCCAGGCACAUUCCGGUUGGACACACCAUAAUUCAGCCUACUAUUCUGUCAUGGAGGCCACAGAUUCCAGGAUUUUAAGAGAUGGCUGCGAGCGCUUCAGCCCCAGCCAUGCUUGGACUUCGGCUUCAGCCCCGUGUGGCAGGGCUCGGGCUUCAGCCCGACUUUAAUAGGCAAUUUAAAAGCUUCUGUACUGAUGUAGUGAAAACUGCAUUACUGCAUGUACACUUCCGCAAUUUAUUUUCCACGCCCUGUCCGUGGCUUUUAAUAGAAAUCCCCGUGCCAAAAUUGUAGCCUUAACCAUAAUGCUCCCACCAUCAGUCCAGUCCAUGAGACGUUAUUGGCUCAUGGGUGGCGAAGCAGAGCGGGGCCAAAGGGAUGGGUCAUGUCUGUCUUACUGUAGUGGGGCAGUUGCCACACACCAGGAGAAGGAAGGGUUAAAGCAGGCCAGAGGGAGCCUGCAUGGAACCCUCCAGUUAGAGGAGGGCUCACUAAGCGAGCCAAUCAGGAGAUGGCUUGUUGCAGUGGCCAAGCAGGGCCAGCGGGGGCCAUAUAUAAAGGGCUGCUCAACAGAGCAGAGGGCAGUCUCUCCCUGGCCUGCUAAGGAGAAGGACUGGCUGCCUAGGAGCAGCAUGGCUAGAGCAGUGUUGGGCAGGGGAGCAGAGCAGAAGAAGCUUCUGGCUGACCGCUGCCAGGUAGUUCCUGGAGGAAGGGCAGUUAAGGUGCUAGGGUGGCCCCCACUUGCCCUGGAAGAAGUGGCUAAGACAGAUUGCAGUUUGCCCCUGGAGUAAGGGACUAGAUUAGUGGCUGCAGCAGGCCACAGAAGUGAGUGGCUGGACUUUAGACUGCUGGUUCCCCCAAAACGGGGGGAGACUGCAGAGCGGGGGCUGUGCCCAGAAGAGGAUGCCAUGGUCCGGGGAGCGACGUGGGUCCCAGAGAGGUGGAGACAGCAAAGCGGGUGUAAUGGCGAGUGAGACACCACCAGAGGGAGGUGCCCUGUGGAAGGACUUGAGCUAAUUCCAGAAAGGCCAGCAGGAGGUGCCACGGUGAUGAGUCUCACCCCCGCUACACUGACCAUACAGCUGUCAAAGCUCCAUAGAUACUUUCUCAUUGCCACCUAGAAUGUAAUCGCCCAUCCAGCCGGACACGGGGAUGCCUGACCCACGUUUACUGAGUGAAGCCUCAGCAUAACUCACUAACUAACCAAACCUCCUGGCAGCCGCCACCCAGAGUGUUUCUAAAGCAGGUGUACAGCUACAUGGCUCUGUGACUGGCUGACUGGCAUGAGAAGCUCUGUUCUCCACCAAUAAGAAUGCAUCCCUUCAAUUAACGGCUCACUGAGCAAGUGUCACCCUGCUGCAGCCAUCAAGCCAGCUGAUUAAAUCUACAUCAGUCAUUUGGAAGCACUGACAGGCCCUGGCCUCAAGGAUUGCCAGGGCUCUGACUGCAUACUGUAUUUCCCAGACAAUAGUACGCCUCCUUCAUUGUCACCUACAGAGCGAAAUGGCCACCUUUUCAUUUUGAGUUUCUCGCCUCGAAAUGUGUUCUAUGUGCUGCCCCUCCAGUCUGUUUGUGGUGACCCAGCCACACCUCCUUCAUUCCUUUUUCUUCCCCUGCUUGGGUGGGGGGUGGGGGUUUGCAGAAACACCGCUGUUGAGGUUGCAUUGAGUUUUUCGGGUCACUCCUCUUUCAGCUGCCAAGGGGAGAGGCAAGGCCAGAAUAUAGCAGUUCCCCUUUACACUCGCUUUGCUUGUGUGCUCACAAGCCUGUAGCUGUGCAGAAUAAAUGGCUGCUAAGUGCCUACACCCUGUGGCAGCCCGGGAUUUAAUUUGCAGUUAAGGACAGAAAAGUCAUUAUGUAAAAUGACCCGUUCUUAUUCCGCAUACUCCCCUGUGCGGCUGUAAGCCCUAACUACAUACUUAGGGCCAGCUUCUCCGAUGGCUUCAAUCAGCAUAGCUCCAUUAAUGUCACUGGUGCUAUGUUCAUUUACCCCAGCUAGCUAGCACUUUUAUCACCAGAGUAUCUAAGUGCCUCACAAUCUUUUUGGCUGUAUUUACAAUACCAGCGGUGGCUCUAGCCAUUGUUAUCACUGUUCAUAUUACAAUCGUGUCUAGACCCCCCAUUUGAGAUCAGGGGUUCCCUUUGCCAGGCGGGGCACUACGUCCAUUAAGAGCUAGGCCUCGCCUGCUCACACUCCUUAGUUGAGGCAACCAAAGGUAGUGCUGUCAUCCCCAUUAUACAGAUGGUGAAUUGAGGCACAGAGAGAUUAAAUAACUUGCCAAAGGUAACCCAGAAACUCUGUGACAGAGCUGGAGAUCAAACCCAGGUCUCCUGACUUCCAAUUCAGUCCAGAAAGUGCUGAGUACCACUCUCUGAAAAUCAGCAUCCCUGUCUCAUGUUGGGCGCAUGAAAUCACAAGUCACUUUCAAAAUCUUGGCCUUAAUUCUCCACUUCUAUUAAUGUGGGCACCGUUUCACUACUACUCCGUGCAGUUUAUACUUCAGCUGCAGUGUGUUGUCUAAGCAUGGUGCCCUGAAUGCUUUUCCUAUAAAUGAUUCUUAUGGGGUCUGGUUUUGGGGCAUAGAACAGGUCACAGUACUGCAAGAUGACACCCAUGUGAAUCUAUGGUGGAAAUAAAAAUGGUAUGCUCUUAUAUUGUAUUAUCAGUGAAACAGUGUGUGACCAUGUAAUUAAAUAGCACAUCAUACAGUGCAUGCACAAAGAAGCAGAAUUAGGGUUGGACAUACCAGCCUAGAGCCUCAAAGAUAUUUAGGCUCCUAAUGGCCAUUGAUUUCAAAUUCCUCAAUAGCUUUGAGGUGCUGGGCCACUAUUCUAACUGUGCAGUUUCCUGAAUUUUAAGUGAUUAGCUGGGCAUCUUUCCUGCUCUUUGGCAUGGAAGUUCCUAGGUGUUUUGUUUUUUUUUGUUUUUUUUAAUAAUUUAAAAAAACAUCCCCAGGAGUGGCAAAAUCCCCAGGAGUGGCAAUCUACAGAGCUCUGAAGGGCAGCUGGCUU